Xylaria bambusicola is the source of this 2428-nucleotide messenger RNA. Its product is annotated as WD40 repeat-like protein. The record is from RefSeq and is a predicted model, not a curated record. Gene Ontology annotation, molecular function: protein binding; transcription corepressor activity. Bases 366 to 2264 code for a protein of 632 amino acids. Gene Ontology annotation, cellular component: Set3 complex. Lineage: Eukaryota; Fungi; Ascomycota; Sordariomycetes; Xylariales; Xylariaceae. Gene Ontology annotation, biological process: regulation of transcription by RNA polymerase II. The transcript has 5 exons.
UAGGUGGUAUCUGGUGGUAUACCUAAGUAAGCAUCAAAAAUAGUGCUGUACCUGCUGGGAGGUACCUACCGGUCUCUCUCUGUAGCCCUGCACGUUGGACUAGGCUAUCCCUCUUCGGAAAACAAGAGUGGACCCGCGAGACCUUUAGUUUUGGCCCCGACACAAGACAUGGACCUUGGAUCAUUCAGGGCUCAUCAACUCCCGUCUCUCUCAUUAUUCCUUGUCUUCAACAUCUCAAAAUCGAAUUUCUAUCGGCUGGCACGCAUUGCCAGUCCUCGCCCUAGGGUCCCCGUCGCUCUUUCGCUCAAAAGUCCAAGGCUUAUGUAUAUUGCGUGCUCCGACCGCGUCUGCUGUUGUUUCCCACUAUGAAGGAGUAUUUAGACUCGAACCGGGUCAAUUUCUUGAUUUGGAGAGCUUGUGCAGAUUAUCGAGAGACAGCCGUGAAAUUUCAGAAAGAGUGGCACGUUCAAGAACCCCAUCGGCAACUAGAAUUUGCGCCGUAUGUCAAGAGCCAUGCGCUAGUCAAUGUUUUAAACAAAGGUCUGCUGUAUCACUCGCUAGAGAGGGAGCAUGCACAGAUAACCAAGGUACCUGGUGAUGCAGCAGCGCAGGCGGCAGUGGCCGAGGCGAUGCAGCUAGGGGUUUUUGGUCCACUGGAUGCGCACCCACCGCCUCAUCAGCAGAAACCGGAUGAAAGCGAUGAUGAUGCAGACGCCGAGCCUGAUCUGGACAUACAGCCUACGCCAGCGCCAGUUUCCACGGCACCGCUACCGACGGCUUCAUCUGGAGUCGACGUGGAAAAUUCCCGGAAACGCCAGGGCGAAAAACAACAGUCUUCUCUCGCAAAUGGUUCCCCGGCCAAGCGACCGCGACUGAGUAAUGGGUACGAACAUGGAGUGGAUACAGCCACAACCCCCAUGGAAUUGGACGGCCAGGACCACCAGGGCGACAACCAUGCUUACCCGUCCCCACUCGAGGGUGAACAGGCGCCAACGCCUCUCCCUCGCACCGAUGGCCCUGAACAAGGCACUCAGGUCGACAAAGUCGAAGAGCUGGCCUGCGAAACUACGUUCAUCCCCCUCGGUUCGGGUCUCGACGAUGCACCCGGCGCCCUAUCCAGGGUCAACAGUGACGGUGCACCAGUGCUACUGCACUGCCAAUGGCACCCGCGAGAUCCCUCCCUCUUGGCGGCUGCUGGAACCGAUGCGCUAGCCCGCAUCUGGAAUAUCUCGCGUGGGGCAGCAGCCGAUCCUGCAUCUGAAGAUCACGUGAAUGGCAUCAGAGGUCCAGAUUUCCAUGAUCUGGUCGAGGAUGAUAUACCGCGCAAGUCUACUGCCACUGCUAUGGCCUGGAAUUGGGAUGGAAGUGCCAUUGCUAUCGCCACCGACUCGGAUUCAAAAGCUAGGCUCACACUCUGGACCCCUGAUGGCAGCCACAUUCAUCAUCUCGAAGUCUCUGAGCCGCCUAUCAUCAAGCUUCGUUGGAGUCCUCAAAACACCGCAAUUCUGGCAAUAGCACCUGAUAGAGGAGGGACACUUAUUACCGUUUACCAUUCGCAUACUCUAAACUCAUUGACAUACUUUCUCCCGAACCACGAUUUAACCGCCGAGCCACUUGAUGCGGCGUGGACAAGCGACACUGAAUUCCUCUUGUGUGGUGGGGAUUUACUAGUGCUGUUGAGAUACUCAGAAAAGGAAAUAUCUGAUGUGCAAAGAUUUGAAACAAGAGAAGGCGAUUCACUAUCACAGGUUCAAUAUGAUCCGCGUUGUUCCUUAGCUGCUACGUGUGGAGAGAAGGGUGUUGUUGAUAUCUGGGAUAGCUCUGGAAAGCGACGUUCGAUACAAGCCCAUUGCGAUGCCGUAACUGCGCUAGCUUUCCAACCAGAGCAGUCACCCGGCGCUGAAAACGAAAGGCUCCUAGCAUCUGGUGGUGAAGAUGGAGCUAUCUUCAUAUGGAAUGCACUUGCUCCUGAAGGUCCAGCGAAGUUCACCAUGACUAUGGGCCCUCCUAUCGUUGCUCUUGCAUUCACCCCGGACGGAGCAUUUCUCGCUGGAGCCACGAGUGAACGGAUACUCAUUUGGAAGGUUGAUGAUCAUAGUAUUCCGCGCGCGAGUUGGAGUCGCCUCCCCCAUCCCGGCUGGUUGAGUCCGCGGAUGAACCCUGAGUCGGAUGAAGAGGAUGAACAUUGCUUGGGGUGGGAUUCUACUGGCCACAAAUUGGCAUUUGGUGUGAAUAGUCGACUUGCUAUCAUCAACUUCCGAUAAUGAAACUUGAGUAGUACGACAUUCGAUUAUUUUCACAACUAUCUAGACGUGCAUAUUCAGUAAGCUCAGCAGGUCGCUUUUGUAUGAGCCAUGCGGCUUGAAGAAACAUGGGUAGGAUCGGGGGCUUUAAGUAUUAAGCUAUUCUUAUCCGGCAGCCGGUAAAC